Messenger RNA from Mercenaria mercenaria, 5658 nucleotides. RefSeq lists its product as uncharacterized. The transcript has 17 exons. The record is from RefSeq and is a predicted model, not a curated record. Lineage: Eukaryota; Metazoa; Mollusca; Bivalvia; Venerida; Veneridae. Gene Ontology annotation, biological process: DNA repair; DNA damage checkpoint signaling. Bases 135 to 3137 code for a protein of 1000 amino acids.
AUUUUGUAUCAUUCUUACAGACACCGCUUUCUCCCGCGGCAGCUACAAACAUUAUAAACUGAUUAUUUUCGUUGUAUCUGGUGUUAUUUGAUGUCGUCUUAGCUUAAAUUUAUCUUGAAAGGUUGUCCAAAUGAAUGGCAGGCAAGUCUUUGUUGCACCAGUUUGGCUGGCGUUGUGGUGAAUAUCGAGUAGAGAAAGUUGCAGCUAAUUUUGCUGCUAAGUCUACAGUUAUGGAAGGCAGUUUUAGAAAACAAGGAAGUUCAGAUACUGAACCACCACCAAAGAAGAGGAGAACUGAGGAUGAUGGUGAGGGGGAGGAGCUGUGGGAUGACAGUAUGGAAUUCACUCAGGCUGACCUUGAUGACAUUGAGAUGCAAGCUUCGCAGGCCAUUACACAUCCAAAACCAGAAGCCAAAGCUUCAGCAUCAGAUCAAGUUGGAAGUGCACAAUCUGCAAGUGCACCAUACCAGACCCAGGGAACUUUCCUCAAACCUCAGCUGUCUCGUUCAACCUCGUCUUCAGCAGCAUCCAGUAUGAACGGUGGAAAUCGCUCAGUUCACAGUGGCUCAGGACAUUCUCUACAUAACAGCUCACACGGAUCAUCACGGAGCAAUAGCCUUUCCCACUCAAGUCACUCCUCCUACCCAGGAUCACUGAGUGGAUACUCCAGUACUAGCUCAUCUAGUGUGAAAUCAGGAUCUUCAAUAGAAAAUAUUCGUGGCCACCUGUCUGGACCAUUGUCUCGUCUUAGUUCUAGUUCCCUGGACAUAUCUGGAAGCAUGCUGAGUGGGAACCAGACCAGUGUAUCGGAAAUUAAUAGGAUGAAACAAGAAUGUUCUGCACUCAAACUUCAGGUAGAUAAAAUGAAAGAGGAAGUAUGCAUUAAGGAAGGAGAGAACAAAUUAUUGAGAGAUAAUCUGACAAAGAAGGAUGCUGAGCUAGACACUAUCAAGACAGAAAAAAUCAGCCAGAUACAUCAACAAAAUCUUCAACAGACAGAGAAAGAAAAGACACUACAGACGGAGGUAACGCGGUUACAGACCCAACUUCAGUUCAAGGAACAGGAAGAAAGGGAACUCACAGACAGGGUUAGGGAGCUGGAGUCCCAACUAAGAAGGCUUCAAGCAGCAGAGCCCACCAGCUCACAGGGAUUUCCACAGUCACAGAGUGUAAGUCCAAAACCACGUAAAGUUUUUGUUGAAGAGAGGUCCCCAAAAGGUUAUUCUGGAUUCCCUUCCAAGAAAACGUUCAUGGCUGAAGAAGUAUCUCCAUGUAAAAAGGUCAAGGUCAGCCAGUCUGAAGAAGUCAAGGUCAGUCAGUCUGGGGAUAACCAGGAAAUUGUGCAAACUGCCAAGUCAUCAAGAGCUGCAGUAAACAAUAAGGGACACAGGAAAAUAUCUGGCAUAUCUCUGUGUGUUGGUGGAAGUAGAUCCUCUGGUUCCCAGCUUGUUGGAAGGUUACUUAACGUAACUCCAAGCACAACAGCAAGUAUAAGUGACCGAGGCAUUGUGGGCCUGUUAAACACCCCAUCAACAAGUGCCACCUUGUAUAAUGUCCAGUUUGACAGAGAUAAGGAUACAAGUUUACUUUCACCAGUUAGGGGAAGAAGGUUGUCAGACUUACAAAGCUUAGUUACUCAAUUAGACAAACCAGACAUGGUUAGCCUGGUUCCUGUCGAUCAUUUUAGUAUGGCUGUUCAGGGGUUAUCAGACCUUCUUAAACCUUGGAACCAGUCAAAUGAUAACACCAAAUCUGAUUGGUCCAUUCAAAAUCAGAUGAAACCAUGUGACAGUGGAGAUAGUCUUUCAAACUCAACAGUAACAGCACAAACUGAUUUAGAAGAUGCAAUUUUGAUAUUACCAUUAAUUAGUGAUUACUUAAAACAUUAUACUGAAAUGCUAGAAUCAGCAUUUGAAAAUUCGACAGCCUCAUCAGGUACAAAUUCAUCAAGUUCUCCAGAUAGUUUUGACACAUCGUCAGAAUCUCCAACAGGGUCAUUGGGCCUGUUUCUAAAAAGCACAGCAAAUUAUGCUAAUGACUUGGAAGGUUUGACUAUAGCCUCACUCAACACGUUGCAUAUACUGCUGUCUUGUGUAGGAGUGAGACGUAUUUUAUUGGAUUCAGAAUUCAGGCAUAUGCCAAUGGCUAUAGAUGGUGCUGAGAAUGGGUCUUCCGAAAGUGAGACAGAAUUGCCUAUCAGAGAUUCCUCGUCCAAGUUCACACAUAUUCCUCGAAAAUACAUUGUCAGGUUAAAUAUAUUACAAAAAGUGCUCAAGUUGUCAAACCCUGGGUCAAAGGGCAGACUGCACAAUUCAAGAAUUGUUACAACAUGUUUAAGCAUUUUGACAGUACUUGCUACUUAUGCUAGUGAUCAACAAAUGUCAUGUUUGUUACCCGUGUUAUCGGAGGAGAGUUUGCAGAAUUGUAUGGAGACAGAAGCUGACCCUAACAUUGUUAUACAUGCACUGCAGCUGUUUAAAGCUUUACUCAGAAACAACCUGAUUGUAUCAUCAUUGUGUACAAAUACUACAGGAUGUGUGUUGAUGACUACCUAUAGCUUGUGUUCACCAGAGAGAUGGGUAAAUGUUGCUGUCUCAUCUAGACUGCUGAUAGCUAACUUGAUAGUGGAGAGUAUAUUUUAUCUUGCCAGUUCUCACAAGGGAUGUUUCACUCUGGUGCUGGAGUCAGACUGCCAGUGUAGUGUAGAGGUUGUGAGAAGUAUUGUGUGUUUGUUGCAUUCUGUGAUGAAAAUGUAUAAGAAACUUAAAUCAAGUAUUAGUAGACAUUCAGCUUUAAAGACUUCCAGUCAUACUGAACAAAUAUCAGACUUUGUGACCAGUCUGUUACCACAGGAAGAACAUCAGUUGGAAACCAGUCUGAAGAUUCUGCAGUCUGGGUUACAGUUGCUUCAUCUAAUGUCUCAAUUUGACACUGAAUUUCCAAAUAGGCAUCUACCAGUCCAGCACAAAUAUGUCCCCCUGAUUUGUGGAUUGACUCAUAUAUUCAGACAUGAACAGAAUGGUGAUAAUGAAAGUGAAAUGAAUGCUCUACAAGAUUUAUGGGACUUCAAUCAAGAUGACUCAGAAUUGUCUCAAGAUAGCGAUACAGAUGAACAAGAAUCUAUGGAAAACACUUGAUGAGCAGUUUUGCAUACAAAAGUAGUGGUUCCUGUUAGUGAUUGUCCAUGAAAUAAGGUUCACAGAAUAUGAAAGUUACUGAAUAACUCAACUAUUUAUAGGGCCUCAAGGAAGACAACACAGAGCUGUGCCAGUAUAGUGUUAUGAUAAACAGGAGUCAACCUUGUUCUGUAGUACAAACCACAAAACUUGAAACUCCUGCUUUUGUUGUAAAAUUGUGUUCAGAGACCAGUCUUAGAAAUACCUCAUUGCCACUGGUCAAUUUCAUGAGUCAGAAACAACCAAUGAAAUGCUAGAGUUUUGAGACAGCUUUCUACACUGAGUUUUAUUAUGUCUCCCCCCCCCCCCCCCUGCCCCUCUGGGGGAGACAUAUUGUUUUUGCCCUGUCCGUAUGUCACACUUCAUUUCCGAUCAAUGACUGCAGAACCAUUUGAUCUAGAACCUUCAAACUUCAUAGGGUUGUAGGGCUGCUGGAGUAGACGACCCCUAUUGUUUUUGUGGUCACUCUGUCAAAGUACCACUUGACCCAGAAUGUUGAAACUUCAUAGGAUGAUUGUACAUGCAAAGUAGAUGACCUCUAUUGAUUUUGGGGUCACUCUGUUAAAGGUCAAGGUCACGGGAGCCUGAACAUCGAAAACUGUUUCUGGUCAGUAACUUGAGAACCACUUGACCCAGAAUGUUGAAACUUAAUAAGGUGAUUGGCCAUGCAGAGUAGAUGACCCCUAUUGAUUUUGGGGUCACUCAUUAAAGGUCAAGGUCACAGGGGCCUGAACAUGGAUAACCAUUUCCGAUCAAUAACUUGAGAACCUCUUGAUCCAGAAUGUUGAAACUUCAUAGGAUGAUUGUUCAUGCAGAGUAGAUGACCCCUAUCGAUUUUGGGGUCACUCUGUUAAAGGUCAAGGUCACAGGAGCCUGAACAUGGAAAACAAUUUCCGAUCAAUAACUUGAGAACCACAUGACCCAGAAUGUUGAAACUUCAUAGGAUGAUUGAACAUGCUAUUGAUUUUUGGGUCCGUGUAUUAAAGGUCAAGGUCACAGGGACCUGGUCAUAUAAAAUCAUUUCCGGAAAAUAACUUGAGAACCACUUGACCUAGAAUGUUGAAACUUAAUAGGAUGAUUGGACAUGCAGAGUAGAUGACCCCUAUUUAUUUUGGGGUCACUUGAUCAAAGUGGACCAGGUCACAGGAGCCUGAACAGUGACUUUAGAACCACUAGGCCAAGAGUGUUGAAACUUAGCGGGAUGACUGGACAUGCCAAGUAGAUGAUCCCUAUUGCAGCCAACCAUCAGUGUCUCUUUGACUUUCGCUCCUGACCCCUAUUGACUUCUUGCCUAUAGGACUUUGCAUUUGGGGAGACAUGCGCUUUUUUACAAAAGCAAUUUCUAGUUAUUCUUGAGGCAGGUUACAUUAGUACCGGUAUGCUUUAAUGUAUGCCUUGUUUGGAAAGAAGUACUGAAGAACCCCUCAAAACUGGAUCCCUCUCUAAAUCAGACGUUUUGUCUGGUCCCGAAUAUUCUCAUAUAUUUGACCCUGGAUUACCAGAUACGCCUUAAUUCUGGAUACCGGACGACUUUUGCAAAAAUAAUGCUAUAUAACUAUAUUAUCAUACCCCUGUAAACCUGUCAUGAUAUUUUUGUUGCUUAAAAAUUGGACACAAAAAUAUUGUUAGACUGCAUGUUGCCAAUUUUAGGAGAGAGUGUCAAGUUAGUGAUUGUCUCACUUGGCUGCUUUGAAUGACAUUUACAUUGAAAAUUUGACAGAUGAAAUGUGUGAAAAAAAAACAACUAAAUUUGCUGAAUUAAUGUAAUAACGAUUAGUUAUUAUGUCUCCCAUCACACAGUGGUGUGGGAGACAUAUUGAUUUACUCCUGUCUGUGUCUGUCUGUCUGUCACAAAUCUUGUCCGCACUCUAAGUUGAACAUUUCUCAUCUGAUCUUCACCAAACUUGAACAAAAUAUGUGCGACCAUAAGUUCUCGGCCAGGUUUGAUAACUAGCCAAAUCGGCCCAGGCACUUCGGAAUUAUGGCUCUUGAUAUACUGAAAAUCGGCCUUUUUACUCUUGUCCGCGCUCUAAGUUGAACAUUUCUCAUCCAAUCUUCACCAAACUUGAAAAAAAUGUGUUUGACUAUAAGUCCUCAGCCAAGUUCGAUAACUAACCAAAUCAUCCCAGGCACUUCGGAAUUAUGGCCCUUGAAUUACCGAAAAUUGGCCUUUUUACUCUUGUCCGCGCUCUAAGUCGAACAUUUCUCAUCCGAUCUUCACCAAACUUGAACAAAAUGUGUUUGACUAUAAGUCCUCAGCCAAGUUCGAUAACUAGCCAAAUCGUCCGAGGCACUUCGGAAUUAUGACCCUUGAAUUACCGAAAAUUGGCCUUUUUACUCUUGUCCGCACUCUAAGUUGAACAGUUCUCAUCCGAUCUUCACCAAACUCGAAUGUUUUUGACCAUAUGUCCUCGGCCAAGUUCAUUAAUUAGCCAAAUCGCCUGAGGCACUUCAGAAUCUGCCUUGAAUUAACCAAAAUCAG